AUGACUCCUCGUUUACUCGUCGCUCGUGGGUUAACCCCGCCCCACCGCACCGUCCCCAUGGGCGACCGUUCCCCCCUCUCCCGCAACGCCCACAUCAAGCCUCUCUUCCGCACCACCGCCACCCACGUCCCGUCGUCCUCCGCCUCGUCCCUCGUUAUCCUUACCUUCUCCGUCCUGGCCUUCGUACUGCUCGUCGUCCUCACGCUCUUCCCCGGCGCCUUCACCAGCCUCGCCAAGAACCGCGCUCCGCGCUCCGCGCCUUCCCACAUCUGGCCGCCGCCGCCGCACAAACCCGCGCCCCCUGCCUUCAUCCCGCACCCGCCGGACAAGUGCCACUUCUACGCCGCCGCCGGCCCGUCCUGGCGCUUCAACUCGCGCGCGCUCUGCCUCUCCUCGUCCCUCUGCCUCAACCUCUCCUCCCCCGCCGCCCCGCACCGCAUCGCCGCCUUCCUCCCGUCGUCGCCGCCUUCCGCCACCGUGUGCCAGCUCUCCACCUCGCGCUUCGCCUCGGCCUUGCCGUGGGCGGACCGCCCUCCUUCCUCGGACACGUGCCAGGGCCUGCAGCGCGAGCUCGUCUCCUGCGCGCACGGCCCCGGCCUCAAGCGGAACGGCCCCCAAUGCCCGCUCAUCUCCGCCGCCCCCGCCGCCUCCGGCCGCGCCGCCUGGCUCGAGCAUCUCACCCUCGUCGUCCCGAGCUACCCGUACCCGGCUAACAUCUACCACUACGGCAACGUCCUCGCGUCGGUCGCCCACGUCGCCGGACAUCUGCAGGCGCUGCUCGAGGACUGGGGCCUGGGCCAUGUGCACGCGCCCGGCGGCGCCGCCGCCCCGUACUUUGCGGACGGCAUCGCCCGCGUCACUAGGGUUAACGUCUUGUUCGAGGGCUCGCGGAACACCAAUGCAUGGCAGGCUAAGCUCCUGGAGAUGCUGUGGACCCACCGCUUGCAGAAGGGCGGCGUCGAGGUUGAGACCAUCUACCUGCCGGAGUGGGGCGCCGACGAACAGCUUUGCGUGCGGAAUGCCGUCGUGCUGGGGAGGAGGGGGAGCGUUAAUGUCUGGUUCUUUCCGAACGCUACGAGCGUCCCGCUCGACGGCCUGGCUGUGCCGGCGGACGCCGUCGAGUUUAAGAGGGCCGUGUACAAGGGCGUCAGUGUCGAAGCGAGGUUGCCAGAGGUCGAUGCCGUGCGCGUGGCGGAGCUCCCGCCGCUGGUGCUCGGGUACGCGCGCAGGCUCGGUGCGCAGGACGCUAAGGGCGGGAAUGUACACUUGGUCGGGACUAAGCGCCGGUUUAGCGACGAUGAUGAGGCGUGGUUUGUGGAGAUGCUUCGGAACGAGACGGACGCCAGCGGCGUGAAGCUGCACAUGUUUACCACGUCAGCAAAUGACAGCCUGGCGGAGCAGGUGCGGAACAUCGCCGGCGUGGGUUUUGUCGUGGGUAUUCACGGCGCCAACUUGGUCAACGCCGUCUUCAUGCACCCGUUCGGUGCCCUGUUGGAGAUCUUCCCCGGGAACGCCGACUCGCCGUGCUAUAUCGCCGGCUCCAACUCAGGACUUGCGUACUACCGCCACACGUCGACGGAGGAGGCGACGCCCGCGGAGACUGGCUGCUCGCUGGAGGACCGCAUCUGCCAGAAGAAGACAAGGCAACGCCUGGUCAAGAUCGGACGCGCAGAGGAUCGCGAGGCCGUGAGGGGACAUGUGAAGAUGGGCUUGCGUCAUUUGACUGCACUGCAUCAAAAGUAUCCAGGCGGCGUCCCUGUUACGUACGACGAGAAGAGCGACUAUUAUUACGGCCAUACCCCGCUUGUAACAAUUACUUUAUAUGAAGUAGAGAAACAACAAAUGAAAAUACCAACCACGGGCAAUCUGUCAACACGCUUCUACUGCCGCUGGCCGAGAAUAUGUAUCGUACUGGCAGAAGAAGCUUGCUGCACCGCGCUCGAUAUUUCCGUGUCUAGUGUCUAUUGGACCAUUGUCCCCAUAUGA
Chondrus crispus (carragheen) is the source of this 1986-nucleotide messenger RNA. RefSeq lists its product as hypothetical. NCBI's taxonomy places the organism in Eukaryota, Rhodophyta, Florideophyceae, Gigartinales, Gigartinaceae. The coding region runs from base 1 to 1986 and encodes 661 amino acids. Gene Ontology annotation, molecular function: glycosyltransferase activity. The transcript has 3 exons. The record is from RefSeq and is a predicted model, not a curated record.